Molecule: messenger RNA, 1621 nt
Organism: Maniola jurtina (meadow brown)
Lineage: Eukaryota; Metazoa; Arthropoda; Insecta; Lepidoptera; Nymphalidae
Product: venom protease-like
Exons: 10
Coding region: 225-1571 (448 amino acids)
Biological process (GO): proteolysis
Molecular function (GO): serine-type endopeptidase activity
Source: RefSeq, a predicted model, not a curated record
GGUUAUGUACGGAACCCUAAAAGAGCGAGGCCCAACUCGCACUUGACCGGUUUUUCUUACCUUUUUCCGAACGCAUUUAUUCAGUUUUGAUGUAGAUACCAAAGCAGUGGCAAGGUCAGAAGUCAGCACUCCAUAUCGCGUCGGGUCGUGUUUUUUUGCUGAGAUCUCUUUUUAAAGCUUUGUAAUAAAGUUAUUAACAUUAUUUUAGUGCUAGUGUUUAAAUCAUGAUUCUUAAGUGCUAUGUGUUGUUGUGUUUAGUGUCUAUUAGUUUUAGUUAUAUGCUUAAAGAAGGUAAAGUGUGCGCAAUCAAGAUUGGGAAAACAAACAUCGCGGGAGAAUGUAAGACUCUCAGCAAAUGCCCUUACGCCAUGAAAAUACUCUACGACGACGAGAAAAAGCCGCCGAUGUGUGCCUGGGACGACGACGUGAGGAUAGUGUGCUGUCCGCUGCACAACCUCGGCUUCGUCACCGGCAUCCACGGCCGGUUCUACGACCCCACCAGCGAUGGCGUCAAGAGAUCACGAGCAGUGACUUGCCGGUAUGAUGGCACUCAGCACCAAUGCUGCCCAAACAAGCCAGAUAUCCCACUGUCGGAUGAAAAGGACUGCCCACCGCUGGACAACCCUAGACCACCCCCCAAUCUGAGUGCUGCUCAGCUUAUUGCUUGGAACAAAUGUGUAGAGAAUCAGCGCUUUGUGAAAAAGUGUAUAGCGAAGGACGGUGACCCUGAUUGGUUAAUUCGAGUGGACACGUGCAACAUACCUACUGACCGCUACAGGAUAUUUGGAGGUAUACCAGCGAAGAAUAUGGAGUUUCCCCAUAUGGCAGUACUGGGCGUGGUGGAAAACUCUGAGGAAGGCUCGAAGGACGACGUGGAGUGGGUGGGGGGAGGCUCCCUCAUCAGCGACAGGUUCAUCCUGACUGCCGCCCACGUCCUCAUAGACCCUCGCCAACGGCCCCUGAGGUUCGCCCUGCUAGGCGUCCUCAACAAGACAGACAUUGUCAACGGAAUGCUGUACAACAUCGUGCGGAAGAUCGCCCAUCCUCUUUACAGCUACAGCAACAGAGUGCACGAUAUAGCGCUGCUCGAACUGGACAGACGCGUGACGUUAUCCGAGUUCAUCCGGCCGAUCUGCCUGCCCGUGCCCGGCCAGCGUGGCCAUGCUUCCUCCCGGGACAUCGCCGGCUGGGGACAGAACAUCGAGUCAGGGGAUGCCUCGCAAAUACUGUACACAGCUCAAGUAUCAGUGCAGAUGGACUAUUCGGAAUGUGAGAGCAAGUUCGAAACGUCAAAGUUCCACUAUAACUCCUCAACCAUGUUAUGUGCCAAAGGAAAAAUUGAUAAGCCCACGGAUUCGUGUCAUGGUGACAGCGGAGGACCUCUAAUGAUGCUGCUGGACAACAUCCAUUGCUCGUACUCCGCAGAGGGCGUGGUAUCCUUCGGGCCUCAUUGUGGGCAGGGCUCGGCGGGCGUAUACACCAAGGUGGACGCCUACCUGCCCUGGAUAGUCCAGAACGUCUGGCCCCAGGACUGGGAGAGAGCCACGAUGUCUAACAACGGAAUUUUUUAAUCAAUUUAUUGUAAUAAAGUAAUUAUAUAAAUUAAAGCAUGGUUUUUACA